This is a messenger RNA of Plasmopara halstedii, 1329 nucleotides long. Its product is annotated as alanyl-trna editing protein aarsd1-like. NCBI's taxonomy places the organism in Eukaryota, Oomycota, Peronosporomycetes, Peronosporales, Peronosporaceae. Bases 1 to 1329 code for a protein of 442 amino acids. Gene Ontology annotation, molecular function: Ser-tRNA(Ala) deacylase activity; ATP binding; aminoacyl-tRNA ligase activity. Gene Ontology annotation, biological process: regulation of translational fidelity; tRNA aminoacylation. The record is from RefSeq and is a predicted model, not a curated record. The transcript has 3 exons.
AUGAUGACACAGGUGGAUACAUCACCCGCGCCACCUGGCACGCUCUCUUGCCAGAAAGACUCAUCGCUUCGUUUGCUGCGCACAAUUGUUUACGCGUCUCGAGAAUGUGUUGAACCGGCUACGAAGAUCGAGAAUGCCCGACGCUAUUUUGAACUCGAGUUGUACGACACCGUACUGUUCCCUGAAGGUGGAGGCCAGCCAUGUGAUACUGGCAAAAUUGACGAUAUGUUUGUAGAAAAGGUAUACGUGAAGGACGGACGUUGUUUACACCGUGUCCCUGUUAAGGACAGUGCCCAAGCGCCGUUUAUGGAGGGACAAGAGGUGGUUGUUACCGUGAAUUGGUCUCGUCGCUUGGAUCACAUGCAGCAGCACUCGGCGCAGCACCUCUUAAGUGCGAUUGCCGAAAAGUAUGGGUAUCAGACCACCUCGUGGUCCUUGGGAGAGGAGCGCUGCAAUGUGGAGCUCAUAUCGGCUAAUGCUACCUCGGUCCUACAUUCACCAAGUGAAAAAAAAGGCGGAAAGGAGAAUAAAAUAAUUUCGUUUGGCCAUUUGCAGACAAUCGAAGACGAAGUCAAUGAAGCUAUCUUAGCAGGAUUGGCGAUGUAUCCGUCGUUCGCGGAGCCGGGGACAGAAGAGUGGAAUAAAAUUGCUUCAAAGUUCGCACCAGAAGAUAUGCCCAAGAUUAUGCGAAUCGUGACCAUCGACGGACUAGAUGCGAACCCAUGCUGCGGUACGCAUGUCAAAAACCUUGCGCAGCUUCGAUCACUGCGCAUUGUUAAUACCGAAUUUGCACGAGGAACAUUCCGCAUUUGGUUUGUUGCUGGUGACCGCGUGAAUCGCGACUUUUCACGAAUGCUGAAAAAGGAGCAAACAAUGACGAAAUUGCUGAGCACAGGACCCGAAAAUCAUACUGCUAGGGUAAAUAAGCUGCUGCAGUUUCAAAAGUGGGCAACGAAAGAAAUCAAACAUCUGGAGAAGGAGCUCGCUGUCUCUAUAGCCAGAGAUCUGGUCGCACGUCCCGGUAACAUUGUCGUUAAUUACCACCGUUGCAAUGGCGAUCUAGGAUUUCUACAGACAUUGCUAGGCGUUCUUGGAGGAGCAAUCAGCAAUACCAUAUUUGUACUAACGGCAGGUGAACUGCACGGUGAAGGCUUCUUCCUGAUUGCCGGGCCUCUUGAAUUUAUCGCUGUCCACGGAAAAGCUGUACUGCCAAUUAUCGACGGAAGGGGUGGCGGAGGCAAAAACGGCGUCAUUCAGGGGAAAGCGAAGAGCUUGGCAAACGUUGACGCCUUGAUCAUAAAGCUUCAGGAACUGCGCCUUCAACCAUAA